AUGUCUCUUGGCCUUAUCCCCAGCUUUUCCAAUAAUUUGAUUCGCAACUUCAACCAUCUUAUGUAUGCUGACGAUCUUAUUUUGGUUACCACUACUUCCAGGAAAGCUGCUAGAAAUGUUUAUUUCUGCUUAAAUAUUUAUGCUCAGCUUUUUGGCCAAUUCCCCAACCAGAAUAAAUCUGAAAUUUUUGUACCUCAUUGGUUCAACAAUAGAGUUACCUCCAGCAUUUGCAGUAUCCUGAAUUUUAAGCUUGGUAAAACUCCUUUCACCUAUUUAGGAGUUCUCAUUUCUCCAAAAAGACUUGCCCUUGCUCAAUUUGAUUCUAUGAUCCAUCGACUUAAUAGGGCUAUCUCCAAGUGGGGCAAGACUAAACUUUCAAAAGCUAGCAAGUCUAUCCUUAUUAAUAGAAUUCUCAUGACUGUUCCCAUUUAUUAUUUAUCGGUCUAUCCCAUCCCUGACUCUGUUCUUUCUAAGCUGUCCAGUGGUGCUAGGAAAUUUUUAUGGGCUAACUAUGAGCAAGGUAAGGGUUUGCCUUUGGUCAACUGGGAUGUCAUCACUUCUAGCAAAGCUGAGGGGGGUUUAGGAAUUAGGAAUUUACUCACCGCUAAACAUUCUCUUAUGGCUAAGAACCUUAUUAAUUUUCUUAAUCGGCAUCAAUCUAUCUGGGUGGACAUUUUGCAUUUAAAAUAUGGUAAUCAUAAUUUUUGGACUAUGAAUGCUCCUCCAAAUUGUUCUACUUUCUUUAAGGGGCUGUGUAGUAAUGCCAAUGCUAUCAAGCCUUUCUUGUGGAUAAAUUGUGUUAAUCCUGAUACCAUCUCUCUUUAG
Dioscorea cayenensis subsp. rotundata (Guinea yam) is the source of this 825-nucleotide messenger RNA. RefSeq lists its product as uncharacterized. The coding region runs from base 1 to 825 and encodes 274 amino acids. NCBI's taxonomy places the organism in Eukaryota, Viridiplantae, Streptophyta, Magnoliopsida, Dioscoreales, Dioscoreaceae. The transcript has a single exon. The record is from RefSeq and is a predicted model, not a curated record.